UUCUCACCACGGCUGCUCUGGCGUUGAAGCACCCACCUGGGUGUUUGAAUGUGCAUGCUGGACCACUUUCUGUCAAAGCUGUCACCAGAGGAGCUGCUGCCUCGAUGAUUCAUUCAUAAAAGGCCCUCAUUUAAUUACUCCCGAAUCAGGUCACAUUGAUACCCAGGAGAUGUGGUCACUGUAUAGUGGCAGAGUGCGAUCAGAUCUAAACCACGCAUCUAGACACAUAUCGCACUCAGAUCGCUCGUGUGCUCAUUUCAGUCUUCAGAGAAAACAGAUUUCCACCCACCAGGCAUGUCAGAGCUGACCCAAUAAAGGUGUUUAUGUAUUGAAUAUGGUGGGAUCAUUUGAAAUUCCUGACAGACAUCUCCCCAGACAAGUAAUUACGCCAAUAAUUCCUUUUUAUUAAAUCUUCAGCUUUAUUACUGUUGCUUUCUUGUUUGUUGUCAUGGUAACCAUACACACAUGCACACAAUGGGAUAUCAAUGUUUUUGUAACAUAACUGGAAUGAUUUCUGGUCCCAGUCAGUCCUGGGUCCAAUGAUGGGCUUCAUGGCUAGACAUAAACUCCUCCCAAUAACCACAGUCAGCUAUGUCCUGAAAAACUGAGGCUAGAAAAAUUAAAAGUCUUUGUUUUUUUAGUCAUUCCAGCAGAAGUCAUGCCGUAAUUUGAAAAUCACACAGCAGAAAUUUUAACUGAUCUAACCAGUAGUUAAUCUCAGAUUAACCGGGAGUUAAUCUCAAACCAAGAAAUCCAUAGGAAUUGGAUUGUCACAUGCUUGAGGAGUAACUUGAUCUAUUGUGUGUUUGUUGCUAAGUACUUUUUAUGUGUGUGUGUGUAUUUUUCACACAAUUCAGGGAAUGUUUUCAUCUCCCUUUUCACAUAUACCCGUAACUUCAUCACACCUGAGCCCCAUCCUGGCAUGACUCUUAAACCUCCAUGCUGAAGGACCAUGCCUUGUAAACACAUUUCCAACGACAUGGCGUUGUCAUGAGGCCCCCAGGACCAGUCAGUGUUCUUAAUGAUCAAGCAAUGUUGGCGUCUGCCAGAUCCCAUAUGAGAGACAUGCCGCCUCCAUACCAUGACCUUGCUACUUCAGUUUCUGCAUGCUCUAAAACCAUCAUUGUCUUGCUUUAGCGUGAGUAAUAAAGACCCUGUUGCAUUCCUAAUAGUCCCCCUCAAAAACUUGCCAAAACCCUGCAAAGACCAACCACAUUAAGGCUGGCUUAUGAUCUGGUGUCAGUCAGACACAGGUGGGAUCUUUUAUGGAAGCUGGAACAAAACCUGACAUAUGGUUGAGACACUGAGAGGACACAAAUUAAAGACAUUGUCUUUAAUAAAGAUUUAUGUAUUUUUUACACAAAGCUAAAUAUUACAUGAAUUAAUGUAAUCAGUUACAUGUCCUAGUCCCCGGUGAAACAUAGAAAGACAAAUAAUAGAUCUUCCCUUAGUGACAAAUGCAAUGAUUUUAUUAAAUGUGACUACAGAGUACAAAUCUAGCCCUCAGAUUACCCUGGGAAUGCAGUCUUGGGUAAAUUUACCUUGACACACUGCAACCCCAGUGAGCAUCAGCACUUCCAAAGCACUUUAAAGACUCCUAAUGUGCUCCUAAAAGAACAUCCUUCAAUCUGCAUGUCUCAUCAAGAGGUUCUGCUUGACUACAGGCAGGUGCUGCUGUAUCAGUCUCGCUUCGCAGGUGAUGAGAAGGACCAUUUAGGUGACCGAUGAGCUUUUUAACCUUCCGAGGUCAUGGAGUGCAGAACAAUGGUCAUCAAGUCCCAGACAGAUGGAUUCAGGAAGGGAAAGUUGGAAUUCUGUGCUGGAAGAACCUUUUAUUUCAUCCUCAGUGGUUUUACAUUUUCCCAUCUCUGGUGACCAGUCCUUCAUGUUCUCAACCACUUCACAGCUUCAGUCCUUGAUUUUCAAUUUCAGAAGGCUGCCUCUGACUCCCAUUUUCUCCACAGCCCAUUGUACCGUGAGCAAACAGCACCUCUGUUCAUCAAAUGCUGUAUUAUAGCCCAGCUCCCUAGUUUCCCCAACAAGACUCUUUGAUGUCAAAUUGACACUUUAGUGAACAGCUCUUCAUGGAUUUGACAUUGCCUGGCAACUGCAGAAAACCCACUCCUUGUGGCUUCUUCAGGUUUGAGGAGCGUCUGGUUUUGGGAGUAUGGUUCAGAUGGAGGAGAGGUAGAGGAAGGAUUGAGGUGGUAUUAAUAAUAAUGGUGAUGUGGCUUUCUGUUUGGCUUGCCUCCAGGCAGCAGAGUGAAAUUAAAGCCCAGAAAAUCGGAUUAUAGAGUCCCUAAGGGUGGGAUGCCCAGUAGCCAGCUGAUGAAGGCUCAUCUAGUCGUAGCUGUACCCCGCACGGUGAACCACGCUGUUGGCUGGGAGGCCAAUUUGUUAACUGUUAUUGCUCGUUAGUGCAGCUUCCUGCUCAUGAAAGAGGGUUCCAGAGCGGAGACAAUAACCAAGGUCUAUUGUCUUGCAAUUAUCACAGUUUGAGGGAUGGUGCAGGAUGAUGCAUUGUCUCUCAAGUCUGGCUUUCUUGAUUGCCAAUUUAGUCCAAGAACCCCCACAAACAACAUCACCUGUGGUGCCUGCAUGAAAAAUAUGCAACAAAGGAUUCUUCAGUCAUCAUCACGUGUUGCCUUGGCCAAAAAAAAAGAGCUUUUUUGAAGAUUUAUGACAACCUUAUCUUUGUGUAUGUGCUCGUGAAAAGCUGUAUGUUAUGUUGUGGGGAUCACAGAAUGGAUUUUUAAUUAUAGAUGGAUAAAUGACUUUAUUUGCUUUUCUUAAUUUUUUUUAAACUAACUACUUUUUAUGUGCAAACUAGCUGAUCUCAUACAUUUGCUUAAUGCUUAUAUGAUCAGGAACGUGUCAUAAUGCUCUGGGAAGAAAUGAGAGCAUCGCAGCUGUUUGGAACAAAUGUUCAGUGACUCACUAGUACAAGAUCUCCUGCAGUAAUCAGAGUAUUCAUUUUAAAUGACCCUCAGCUACAAACACAUCACUAGUUGUAGUUCAUCUAUAUCUGUGAUAUUUUUACUGGGUUGAAUCCAUUUCUAUGUUUACUAACGCUGAUUAGCUGAGGCAAUUAGCUUAAUUUGGGUUUCUUCCUGAAGUUAAUCAGUUGCACAUCCAUUGAUUCCUUUAUGGACGUUUCUUUAAAAACAUCCAGUGGCUUAUGAGAGAUUUUGUUGACACACAUAUGCACCAACAGACACAGGUUAACACCUUAUUGCCCACCUUUACUCUUUUUGCAGCAGGUGAUGAUGAAGACACACCGUUGCAUUCCCCAGGCAAACAAAUGAUCACUGAAUAGCAUCAAGUGAAGGAAUGCAACACACAAACUGCCCUGUUUGGUGUCUCGGGGCUUCUCGCCAGUCCUCCUCACACAAAGAAGCUUAUUGUGUAACUGUGCAUCAUUUUUUACAGAGCGCUGCUCCUGCUCUGGCAUUCUCCUCCCUCUUGAGUCUGACUCCUCCUCCUCUUCCCACCUUCCUCAUUAAUAUCACAGUGAUUUUACUCACUAUACAUGAGCUGGUAUCGAUGUUGUCAUGUGCGCCGAGACCAAGGAGGAGAAAGGGGGGUGGGGGGUGUCUCAAUGAACGGGAGUCACAACUCUGGUGUGUGAUCAUUUGCGCGCGUGAGGCUAAAACAGGGAGAGAGGUGCAGACGGCUGCUGUUACUUGUCCUGCUGCUGAAGCUGCUCCGACGCUCGCUGCAUCUGAAGACUCAACAGCUCUGAGCCGGGCUUGUUUUUGACUCUCUGAAUGUGUGAAUGGGAUGCCAAGGAAGGGAUGCUGCUGCUCGCUGAGGAGUGACUGAUGACAGCUGGUACUCCGGUGUGGAUGCUGACCCCCCUGUGUCUGUACCACCACUACCUGGGGAGUCUUAAGCAUUUGGUAUUUCCACGACAACUAUAAUGGGCUGCAAUUUGUGCAGUUUACAGAAGCGAGAGGAACACUACAAGCUGCUGUAUGAGAUUGCACAGGUGAAUGGGAAGGAGUUGUCCAAGUCCAGCCAUGAGGACUCAGUGGAGGCCUUCCACGCUGCCAAGGACCCCGUUGUGGUGCAGGUCAUCAGACGUACCCCCAGUGGCCGCCCUCACGGUCCCCCUCAGGAAAUCCAUGUGGUGGAUGUGUGCACACAGACUGACAUCACCUUUGAACACAUCAUGGCUCUGGCAAAACUCCGACCUUCGACCCCUCCUGUGCCUGACAUCUGUCCCUUCCUGCUCUCUGACAGCUGUCAUUCUCUUCAUGCAAUGGACCAGGAUUACUACGAUGGUACCGACUACCUCCCCCAUGUUCCAGCUGACGGAGAAAGAACAGAGGAAUUUGAGUAUGAGGAAAUUGAGCUUUGUCGACUCAGCAGUCUGGAGAAAUUAGGUCUCACUCUGUGCUACCGGACAGAUGAAGAAGAGGACGUAGCCAUCUAUGUUAGUGAGGUCAGUCCGAACAGUAUCGCUGCCAGAGAUGGACGCAUUCGAGAGGGGGAUCGCAUCUUACAGAUUAAUGGCCAAGAUGUACUGGACAGAGAAGAAGCAAUGGCUGCCCUGUCCGGUGAUGACUGCAGGAACAUAAUCCUACUGGUUGCAAGACCUGAGAUACAGCUGGAAGAGGCCUGGCUGGAUGAUGAGCAUAGCGAGUUCCUGGAGCAGCUGAAGAUGGAAAUGCUGGAGGAGCAGCAGAGAGAGGAGAUGGAAUUAGCUGCCUUAGAAGAGGAGCAGGCGAAGCAGCAGCAGAGAGAAGACGAGAAGCCCACCUGUUCAACUCUCCCUCACUACAAGGGCAGUGCACAAAGUAUAAAAGACAGAAAGGAAAGCUCCGAUGUCUUGGCCCAGAUCCAGAGACGUCUUUCUCGGUGCCUGAGAGACAGUCAGGACACGCACUGUGUGGCCAGCACCACACGGGUAGAGGACAAAGAAGAUGAGGACAACGAUGAGACGGAUGGGGAUCGUUACCAGCAGCUCUUGGACUUAAAGUGCCAGAUCCGUAACAGCGGUGAUUACGACCUGUUCUACAGCCAUCGCAGCACUAUCGAGUGCAACAUAGGGGAGCAAAACGACGUACAGCACGAGCUGCGGAUGCUCAACGAGGAGCUGCGCAGCAUCGAGCUGGAGUGUCAGAACAUCAUGCAGGCUCAUCAGCUUCGUAAGGGUCAGCAGUCUCCUAUAUGUGGGCGCUCUGGUCUCACUGUGAAAUGUCUAAGCCCCAGCCGUGGAGAGUCCACCAAAGGUAAGCUGACUGACACUAAUGAGAGGCUGGAGAAAUCUGACAAGGACAGUUCCAGUGCCUAUAACACCGCAGAGAGUUUACGGAGUACCCCUUUAGCAAUGGACCGCUCCCCAGAACACUCACUCAAGAGGAUGAUGAGUCUUACAAACCAGAGGAACCUCUGCAGCAGCCUUGCUACGGGCCACUCUCUGAGCCUGAGCCCUGUGCCAUCCUGCCGUGUCCCAGUCCCAGGAAAAGGCAGUAGCCCUGACCACAGCAAUCCCUCCGAAACAGAAGAGAUCGCUGAGAGGGACAGUAGGGGCAAAUUAAAGCAGUGCACAUCUCGGAUCCCUUACUUCUCUCCAUCCCACAGUUCCCAGCAGAGGCAGGCCAACAUUCCAGCUCACGCCCGCCACUAUCAGAGCUACAUGCAGCUGAUUCAGCAGCGCUCGGCUGUCGAGUAUGCUCAGAGCCAGCUCAGUCUCCUCAGCGUCUGCAAAGAGCCUCAGAGACCCCUUAAUGAGCCCAAAAUGGAGUGGAAAGUCAAGAUCCGCAGUGACGGCACCCGCUACAUCACCAAGAGGCCAGUGAGAGACAAGAUCCUGCGGGAGAGAGCCUUAAAGAUCAAAGAGGAGAGGAGUGGGGGAAUGACCACGGACGAUGAUGCAAUGAGUGAGAUGAAGAUGGGGAGGUACUGGAGCAAAGAGGAGAGGAAGCAGCACCUGGUCAGGGCAAAAGAACAGAAAAGGAGGCGAGAGUUCAUGCAGCGCAGUCGGCUGGAGAGCUUAAAGGAGAAUCCUCAGAGCAGCAGCGAGGGCUGCAAGGAGGUCAGCAUCAUUGAGCUGAGUCACAAGAAGAUGUUAAAGAAACGCAAUAAGAAGAUCUUGGAUAACUGGAUGACGAUUCAGGAGCUGAUGACUCACGGUACCAAAGCUCCUGAGGGAGCAAAGGUCAACAAUGCCUUCCUUUCAGUCACUACUGUAUAAAACAACCACAUACAGGCUACCCCAUGUGGUACUAUAUGCUCGCCUCGUUGAAUGUGGCGUUUUUAAAAGGGACUUUUCACACUUUGUAACACAAUUAAUGCAUUUUUGAAGAGUUUAUCAGUGGCAUCAGGACGUUUUGGUGAUGUAGUACAGAAUUGGUUUUCACAUGUGCAAAAACAACCUUUUCUAAGAAACUAUGACAAGUUAUUUUAAUAUUUCACUCUGAACAUAUUUAUCACCGCAAUUCUAUUUUCAUAUUUAUGUUGUAACACAAGAACUCAAGACAGUCGGAACAAGAAACCGAGGUUUUCUUUUUCUUUUUGUACUUUUCUAUCAACUGCAGGGAGGCUGGCAAUUUAUUUUUUUUUCCUAAUUGUCUUUCAUUGUUUUUGUUUUUAAUUUACAAGCUUUGUAUACCUGUUUAUGAUAACCUGAAUACAUGGUGUUCUUUUGUGUUGUUGGGAGGCGGCUGAAAACAUCACUUUGUUUUGUUUAUAUUCAACUUUAAGCAGGACGCCAAUGUAAACUUUAAAGCUGCAUAUGUCUUACAUAAUUCAGCCAUGGCAUUUAGUAUAUAAGGAGGGUUGCUAUGAAAAGCUGUAUUACGUUUAGAAAGAAGGGUCACUUCAUUUUCAUUUAAAAGGUUGAAAAAGUGGCUUUUCUUUUAGUUUUUUUUUCUUUUAAACGGCUAAUUUUACUAUUUCUGAAGCAAAUGAAUAAAUACCAAAAAUUAUGUUCCAUGUUUAUCAGGUAAAGUUGGUUUAAACAUAACAUUUUUCCCCAAACCAGAAAGAAAUUACCUCAGUUUAAAAAUUGGCACUAGAGAAUAUUGUUGAUCAACUGGAAAUUCUGCUUUUGUUGGAGUCCUCAACAAUUUAGCAAAACCACAAGUUAUUUGUUUUUUAUAGAAACUCAAACGUGAUCUCUGAUUGCUAUGUUGGUUUCAGCACUGAAGCAUCAGUAUUUUGUGGAUCCAGGCUCAGUUUUCAUUAAUUUCAUCAAUUCACAGGCAGCUACAAUUAGCUACAAUUAAAUGCAUUUCUCUGGUGUUUUUAAAAUAAUAAUACCUUCUGACAUGUUGCACAUGGACGUGUUAUUGUUUAGGUUGGGCUAUUACCACUCGUAUGUAAACAUGAUCUGCAAAGUAAGGUAAAGUUGUAUAACGUAAACCGUCAACAUGUACAAUAUUCAGAAUAUAAUUACAUUUUUUGAGCAUUAUCAGAGAUGUGCAUUAGGUGUUGUAGCCUGCAGAUUAGGGAUGCUCCAAUCUGAUCACUUGAUCAUAAAUUGGGCCCCGUCAUGUGACUUUAUUAGGACCAAAAUUGGGUGGAAAAGAAUGAAUAAAACAUCAAACAUGACUUUCUAAAUUCACACUGAGAUGGAGAUUUUCAAGCGGAAACACAACACGUUCAUUUUAAUUUCAGCAAGUUCCUUUGCAUCAAUAUUCUUUGUUUCUUGGACAAAAACACCAUAAAAUCACAAUUUACAGCAAGCAGGGAUUCAGACACCAAUGCAGCUGUUAGCUAGCAGGCUAACGUAGAAAUAACGUGUCUCCUCAGAAGAGUGAAAAUGUAUGAGUUUGGUGGUAUUACUUUUGAUGUAAGCUGCAUGAUUCGCAGCCUUCAAAACAACCUACUUUCUCUUUUGGCUUUCCCUUUGGGUGUCAAAAAAGUGAAUCACCAUCUCCUUUAAGUCCCAGUCCACCACUAACAGUCCCAGUUCACAGCGGCAACUCGGACAAAAACAUGGAGCCACUUGACACCUCUUUCAGCUUGUUGAGAAGCAAAUAGAAAAUGCAGACGGACUGCAACACACCUGGGUUUCUCAGUUCCCUGCUACACCUGAGCUUGGAAGUCUUUCUCUUUUUUCUUAUUGUUUUAAUUAUUCCCUGAAAGGUAUCGGAUCAGGACUCGGUAUCGUCAGACAGUCAAAAUCAAAUGACCCAAAAUUUGAUUGAGAAAAAAAAUAUUUUAUUGGAAAAUCCCUGCUGCAAAUUUCUGCAGAAUGGUGUCAAUAUCAAUCAGUAUCCAUUAUCAACUGCUGCUGAAGCCAUGGCGAUAUGAUAUCACUGCAAUGGGAUUGGAUAGUUGUUAGUCCAAGGCUAAAUAAAUGUUGGUGGUUCAGAACUGAAGCCAGUAUGGUAACUAAGUUUUGUGCUCUUACUGCCAUUGAUGACAAAAGUCGUCAUUUUAGAUCCAACCGUUCACUGCCAAUAACGACUAAAGUCGUCAUUUGCAUUUUUUUUACUGUUUGAGCAUCAGAACGAGCCCCCGCGCUGAGAGAACAAACAUCUCAGCCCUGAAGCUGAUCUUCAUCCGCAUACAUCACAGAUCACAUGAUCAGGAUGCAACACAUCCAUGUGUUUGGAGAUCGUUUUGGGCCGACACCUGUCCCUGUAAAAAAAGUGAGGCGCGAACCGGAAAAGCGUCUGCCGAUCGCAAUUCGACAACGGAUUAUGAAAGAACGGAUAACACUCGGAACACGCGGCUUCUUCCUGAUGUAAGAGGUGAGUCUCCUCUUUGUUUUGGUUGUUUUGGCAUCGGCAUCAUGCUAGCGCGCAACGUUCUGUGACUCUUAAAAAAACAGUAAAAACUGAGAAAUGUUGGCAGCGAAGGCCAUUAGUGAUCAGGAAACGGCUGGCAGUGAAUGAGUUUAAAUGUAUUUCGUUUCACCAGUUACAAAACAACAGGAUGAACAUCGUAUUGUUGGGAGAGGGUGACCACUAACUGGCCUUUCCUACUUCAGCUUUUUGCACUGAAGCUCCUUUUUUUUCUACUGUCUACACUUUUAAAAACAUCACAUUUUAUACAUCAGUUCUCUAGAUGUAUUUUGUAAAUGAUUGGAAAUAAAUAUAACAAAAAUGCUGUCAAAUUAUUGCAGAGGAUUUCUCAGAGAACAAGUUUACAAUUUUAGAAAACAGAAGUUACUGAUGUCAGGUUCACUUAAAGGUGCAGUAUGGAAGAAUAUAGUGAAAAUUUGACUGGGGAAAAAAAUCCCAAAAGAGUCUAAUGUUUCAGUCAUUUAGGAAGGAAGGUUAUGCUGGAACAUAUUUCAUACCCGGCUGGCUGCAGGGAUUGUCAGUUUUUCGACUUUCAAAGCAAAGGAAGUAGGGAUGUAACUACUGUUAACCAUCAGUGAGUGCGGGGUUGCCAUGUCUCCUGCGAGCUAAUGCUGCAGUGCCGACAAUUGUAAUUUGAUGACGACCAGCAAAAAGCUCCAGAGUUGUUUAAAGUGGUUGCAGUAACCACAUUUCAGCACAGGUCAUUUUUACUUCAUUUCUACAGAAUGCACCUUUAAACUGAACACAGAGGCAAAACAGCUGCAUUCAUAUUGUAUAAAUGGCCUACAUCGGUAUUGUUUAGCCUGUGUAUUCAUCUUUUUCAAGUCUUAGUUCACAAUACAACUUGGAUUUUCAGAAAAUACUCCCACUCAUCAUGGUGGCCAUGGCAUUCAUCUGAUCAGGUAUGAAGAUGAAGUCCUGCAGAGCACAUGCAGUUUUCAGUGUCUUUAUUUCUACUUUCUGGUUAUCUGAAAAUUAUUCAAAUCUUAUAACGUGUCUUUUUUUUUCAAAAGAAAUUCUGAAAAAUGUUUAAAUGUUUGUGACUUCAGUUUCACAUUAACCUGCUAAAUCGAAGAUGUAUACUUUUGAUGCAUCUCAUUGUACUGUAACACAGAUUUUUUCACAACAAAUGUUCAAUAACAGGUAGAUUUUACAUGCUAGUAUUUUUUAACAUCAUAAUUUAAUCUCCUUUACUCAUCAUUGCCUUAAAAGCCAAACCUCAAUGACCUGAUUUCACACACAGACACAACCUAUCUUCUGUACAACUCUGUGCAACAGAGAGGUUUUGUUCUGCCUUAUUCAUAAACGAUCCUUUACAUUUUCAGCUACAUUCAAAGACUUCCUGUAGGUGUUGUGAAUUCAGUUUGCAGUCACAGAAAACGGGUGUUUGGAUGAUUGCCACUGAGCAGGACUCAGAACACUUAAGAUCUGGUGAGAUUUGCCUUUUAUCGAACGUCUUCAUAGUUCAUGUACAGUACUCAUUCAAAUGCCUCCUUUUAACGGAAGUAUUGUAAAUUUCAAAUGGAAUUCUGUACGUUUUGAUUUCAUGUCUAAUUCAAGUAAUGCAUUGGUGACACAUUUGUAGCAAGGUGAAAUAUGUGAUGACGGUGAUCUUUGCAAAAUAACUGAUAAUAAAUUAUUUGAUUUUGGUA
This is a messenger RNA of Nothobranchius furzeri (turquoise killifish), 10411 nucleotides long. RefSeq names its product PDZ domain-containing RING finger protein 4. The record is from RefSeq and is a predicted model, not a curated record. Gene Ontology annotation, molecular function: protein binding. Lineage: Eukaryota; Metazoa; Chordata; Actinopteri; Cyprinodontiformes; Nothobranchiidae.